Molecule: messenger RNA, 306 nt
Organism: Camelina sativa (false flax)
Lineage: Eukaryota; Viridiplantae; Streptophyta; Magnoliopsida; Brassicales; Brassicaceae
Source: RefSeq, a predicted model, not a curated record
CCCGUUUCUCAACGCCCUAACUCCACCACCACCGCCGAAGAUGAGCCUGGACUCAUCCGACGUCGUCUCUCUUCUCUCUCCCUCAACCUCUCUAACCAACCAGCGGCUAUAGCAGCUAGGUUCCCGAGAUCCAAAUCUGUCUCCGCUAUGGGAGAGCAAGCAGGGACCUCUGUGAAAGAAUGGUGGGAAUGGGGCUGGUCGUGGAUCCUUUCAAGAAAACCCAUCUUCAUCAGAGAUCUUGAGCUUAACAAAGACGAAGCUAAAUCUAUUGGUUCUCAAAACAGAGGAAGUAUAAUGCACGUCUUC